GCGAUGGGCUGGGGCGACUUUGGGCUGGAUGGUCGACUGCUCAAGGCCAUUGGUCGUUUGGGCUGGGGGAAACCUACCCUUAUUCAGCAACAUGCGAUCCGCGAGCUGAUGAAUGGUCGCGAUGUGCUGGCGCGCGCUCGCACGGGCUCGGGCAAGACUGGGGCCUAUACCGUGCCUCUGCUCAACGUCCUGCUUUCGGCCACGGAUGAGGAACAGGGUGUUCUUGGCAUUGUUUUGGUCCCGACCAAAGAGUUGGCUUUCCAAGUAACAGAAAAUAUCAAGGAACUGGCCAAAUUCUGCCUUGAUGUCAUCAACGUCGGCGUCCUCGCCACCAAUCAGUCCAAGAAGCAACUCAAGAGCCUGGCGGCCUCAAAGCCGCCAAUCUUGGUUGGCACGCCCACGCGGAUACUGCAACACAUUCAAAAUGAGGCCAAAGAAGUGCGCCAAACACUCAAGCUCAUGAUCCUCGACGAGGCCGACCUGCUCUUUUCUUAUGGCUAUCAUGAAGAUCUCCGCAGGCUGUGCGCACUUCUGCCUCGCUUGCGGCAAACCAUCCUCAUGAGCGCCACCAUGGGCGACGAUGUCAAUGCCCUCAAGGAACUAGCCCUGCGCAACCCAGCUGUCAUCAAGUUGGAGGAGAGCGAUCUUCCCGACGAGGAUCAGCUCAAGCAGUACAAGCUCUACUGCGAGCCAUCAGAGCGCCUCCUUCACCUUUGCGCGCUCCUCAAGUUUCAGCUUGUGCGUGGCAAGACGCUCAUCUUUGUGAAUGAUAUUGACAGCUGCUACCGUGUGAAGCUCUUCCUGGACAAAUUUGGCAUUCGGUGCUGUGUUCUCAACUCUGAGCUGCCCUUGAACUCGCGACGCCACAUCGUGUCACAGUUCAACAAGGGAGUUUACGACUACAUUAUUGCCUCGGACGAAGGUGCCACGGGUAAGAGUCUAUGGGGCGGGAUAUGCAAGCGAGGCAAGGGUCGUGCAGAGCCAAGUGCUGACCAGGAGUAUGGUGUCGCGCGUGGUGUUGACUUUAAGGGCAUCAAGAACGUGAUUAAUUUUGACUUUCCAGCCACGGCGGCAGCCUAUGUGCAUCGUGUCGGCCGGACGGCGCGUGGUCAUCGGGCCGGUCUGGCUUUGUCCUUUUACCUUCAUGCCGAUAACGAGCGAGUGGCCCAGGUUGAGCGCUUGUUGGAGGUGGCCGAGGCGCAGGAGCAGGAAGAGGCUGAGACGGCCAAGCCUAACAGCGAGGCCAGUGCGCAUCGCUUGGUGGCGUACAGCAUUGACAAGCGCGUCCUGGACAAAAUCCGCUAUCGUGUGGAGGAUGUGCUCUCGAUGGUCAGCCGCAAUGCCAUCAAGAAGGCUCGCCGGGCCGAGAUUGAGAACGAGAUUCUCAACUCGGAAAAGCUGCAGGCUCAUUUUGAAGAUAAUCCCAAGGAUUUGGAGGUCUUGCGGCACGACCGCAACCUGCAACAGAGAGACCAGCAUAUGCAUCACUUGAAGCACUUGCCUGCGUACAUCAAGCAAGGUGUGAGCGUGCCUGCUAUUCAGAGCGGGGCAAACGACAAGAACGGCCGUGCCGGUGGGGCUAAUGGCAAGCGACGACCCAACAAGAACAACAAGAGCAGCAAGCGCCGCAAGGACGAUCCUCUCAAGGCUCUUUAGAUCUCCAAAGCAAGAGAGAGGGGUGUCCCUUGUUCUUUCGCAGAGAUUCUUGCUCUACUCCUUGAUGUCUCUGUCUUUUGCUUGUUUGUGACUUUGGCUGACUCUUUCCGGCCCUUCACGCGCGGUGCGCUUGGCCAGUGACAAUAGCAAAAAGAAAUAC
This is a messenger RNA of Monosiga brevicollis MX1, 1816 nucleotides long. RefSeq lists its product as uncharacterized. Gene Ontology annotation, molecular function: ATP binding; RNA helicase activity; nucleic acid binding. Gene Ontology annotation, cellular component: nucleolus. Bases 4 to 1656 code for a protein of 550 amino acids. The record is from RefSeq and is a predicted model, not a curated record. The transcript has 10 exons. NCBI's taxonomy places the organism in Eukaryota, Choanoflagellata, Craspedida, Salpingoecidae.